Messenger RNA from Colletes gigas, 1878 nucleotides. Its product is annotated as cilia- and flagella-associated protein 206-like. The record is from RefSeq and is a predicted model, not a curated record. The transcript is spliced from 13 exons. Gene Ontology annotation, biological process: regulation of cilium beat frequency. NCBI's taxonomy places the organism in Eukaryota, Metazoa, Arthropoda, Insecta, Hymenoptera, Colletidae. Gene Ontology annotation, cellular component: ciliary basal body; axoneme. Bases 1 to 1842 code for a protein of 613 amino acids.
AUGGAAAACUCGCGAAGGGAAUUGAUCAAGAAAAUCGUGAACGCGUGCAAGGAAAACGGCGUGCACGCGACUAAGGAUUUCGCUUCCUUCCUGAUCACUCUGUUCCUAUUGAAUCCCAUUUACGAAAUUAAAACGGACGACGACGAAGACGAGAAACUCGUUCAGGCGAUAACCAAAAGGAUAUGCGAUCAAGACAAACCAAGUUUAACGAUACUGAAGAAUCAAUUGUACUUUGCUAAACACUAUCACGAGAGAGAUGAAACUGUUAAGCGACACAGGCUACGUCUACAUCAGAAGACUGGACCGAUGGUUGCAGAAAUUUGCGUGACCGACAACGUCGCUAACAAACAAGAGUCUGAAAGACUCUAUCAGAAAAUGUUGGUGGUCAUUACAGUUCUAAGUGGUCUCGGGAAUCCUACUGUAUCGUCUGUACUUCGCGAAGUUUCGGUGGCGCUCCAAAGCGUCUUCCAGCCAUCGGAACUGGAAUCGUACGUGAAAAUGUCUAAACGCGAGAAGGAAGAACAGCUGAUGGAACUGAUGUGCAUAGUCGCGGGUAUACGUCUGUUCAACCGAGAUUGCCAACGCGGCGGAGAUGGCAUCGACGAUCUACCAGCAAUUUUGCAAGAAGCCACAAAAAGAACCCACGAUUCCAUCAUGAAUUAUUUGGAGAGUCUUAUGUCAAAGAUUUACAGAUUCACCGCAGCCGUGGAGAAGGCGUAUCAUUACCGAGAAAUAAUACCGUUUGGCGUUUUUAUCACGAGUAAUAUCCAAUGGGCUACAGAGAUGCUGGCAACAUGUCGCCAACAAGAAAUUUACGUCAGGAAAUUGUUGAGCGACGCGGAACGUAGCGAAAAGGAGGUAGAUAAUCUGAUGGAACGUCUCAAAGGGCGUCUCUUUAAGCUUCACGACACCGUAAGAUACAAAACUGCCAUCCCCACUGCUCAAGUAUACCCGCAAUUCAUCGAUCUAGCGGACAUAUGGAUGGGACUCCAGGACGAAGUGAUUAUACUGAGCAGCAUCAAUAAUUUUCUUUGGGAAUUGCAAUAUUUGAGUACCAGGUCUGUCAACUUGGACAACGAAACGAUCUUGGACGACAUGUUGUCCAAGGAUGAAGUUCUCACGGACGCUGAGAGAUUGGAACGAUCUAUGGACACUUUAAUAACCGAAUGCGGCGAGUGUACCCUUUACUAUCCCAACACUACCAAGGACUUCGAGAACAUAAAUCUGGAGUUCCUUGGAUUUUGCGCGUGGACGUUCGUUCUCGGACAAGGAGCGCUGAUCCCGGGAAAUCCAAACAAUGGAGUCGCCAAAUGGAGAGGAAAAUAUUACGUGUUCAGUUCAAGGAUAGCGGCCGAGAAUUUCGGGAAUGAUCCGGACAGAUACGUUUACGAAGCUCUCGAUUUCGUACGCAAUCAUCUGGAAUACGUGUACUUGUUCCAAUUGUACGAAGACGUCAUGGCACUGAAAGCACAAACCGUGGUAUCGGAAGGAGGACCCCAAUUGAAGAUUUGUCAGAAUCAAACAGUUCAAACGGACGUUCAUAUUCUUCCUCAGUUUAUUGACAAAGACUAUUCUUCGAAUAUCUGGGAAUUGAGACGCAGAGCGUUGCAUUUGGCAAGCAUAGGUCGAUGCGUAACGCGCAGCACGCAAACGUACAAGUCGAAUUUCCGAUACGGUGUUUAUGUACAAGCUGCUCCACCCCGAGACAAAGAAGUUCAAACAAGAAGAGAUAAUUACACGAACACAAAGAAGCUUUUGACUUACAUAUAUGGCCUACGAGGACGCCGCGAUGACGAUCAACACGUUUUAUCUUUUCUGGAAGAUGAACUGGAACAUUUGUGAAUUUCCAGAUCUACGUAUUCCAGGACGUGAAGCUUU